AUGCUGAAGGAGUGUGACUUCUUCUCGGACUCGUAUGGCUGCAUCAUUACCAAGUCUAUCGGGUAUCAGGCCCCGUUCCCUCUCGUGCGGCUAAGCAACGGGCGGUCCACGAAGACCCCUGACGGUGCGUGUGUGCAGGGAUCAUGUUUCGUUUCCUUCGGAGCUGACCACACAGGGUCACGGGGUCGUCUUCUCACUAUGGAUGUGUCGGCACGCGCUUCGAGCGUUUCGUUUUUGCAGCUGCUGUCGAGCUCGUGCCCGCCGUUGGCUCUCGAGUCGGAGGUCGAGUACGUCUCGAAGAUUGAAACAGCGGAGACGGCUUCCGCAGUGGUGACUCGCGGUGGAGGAAAUCGGUGGAGCACGUCUGUGUAUGUACAGAGCGAGGAUGUGCAAAGCACAGCGUGCUCUCGGCGGGCGCACUUUCGCCGCGCCUCCGCCGCGUCUCUCUUUGGUUCCUCACUGUGGCUGAUGGAGGUGGCGAAGGACGACUAUGGCGCCCAAGCGGUACACCGCUAUUCACUCACGACGGCCCUUACGGGUGGAGUGUCAGAGUCGACCCUUGUGAGCGCCAACCUCGGUCGACCGCUGGACAUCAUUGCCCUGUCCGAGGACACUGCCUUUGUUCUAGGCGCAAACGGCGUCGCGAUGGCUGAUCGACGCCAGCGUGCCUCUGACAUUCUCUUCUUUUCAGGUUUAUUGAACGGUGGCGCGACAGGCGACAGGCAGUUGCUGACCUUUGGUGAGGACUACACGCUGCGCGCCUACGAUCUGCGUGACGUAUCUGCUCCCCUGUGUCAAGCAACAUCCGCAACCUAUCUGCGCAUCAAGUCAGAGAUCGACACGCGGGCCUCACUCUUGGUGGCGUCUGACAUGACGGGGGUGUUCGAUGUGCUGCACGUGACCACCGUAGCAUCCUUGCAACACUCUGGUGACACCGUGCUGGAUGCGACUGUCCUACCUAGCGGGCACAACGGAGUCCGAGUGUGCACAAGCACUGGAAGUGGGAUGAUCUACGACUGGACGGUGGCGUGA
Messenger RNA from Leishmania mexicana MHOM/GT/2001/U1103, 1032 nucleotides. RefSeq lists its product as hypothetical. Lineage: Eukaryota; Euglenozoa; Kinetoplastea; Trypanosomatida; Trypanosomatidae. The record is from RefSeq and is a predicted model, not a curated record. The coding region runs from base 1 to 1032 and encodes 343 amino acids. The transcript has a single exon.